Molecule: messenger RNA, 4238 nt
Organism: Electrophorus electricus (electric eel)
Lineage: Eukaryota; Metazoa; Chordata; Actinopteri; Gymnotiformes; Gymnotidae
Source: RefSeq, a predicted model, not a curated record
UUCUUCAUUACGCUGAGGAACACAGCUUGAUGUAGAUUGAUGGAACACGGAGACUAGUGGCUCCCCGAGACCUCGGACUUCUAGCGGCAUAAUUCAUCUGCUAACGUCUCGUCCAAAGUUUGCUGCAAGGUGUUAACGCUGAGGCUGGAGGAUGGUUUCGGACGGAGCUAAGGCAACUCUGAGAAGGGGCUGAUUUAACCAAAUCACUUUAGUUUUAAGGCACAGAAAACUGGCCAGCGAGUGAACUUGGUUCAGUGCUACUUCGAGCUACUUCGGGUAGACGCAGCGCUCGUCUGAUAAACUGCGACAUGCGUUGUGUUUUUCCGCCGGUUUUCGUUUGAUGGCACUUGUCUGAUAAGUGCGCGCGGAACAGGCUUUUGGAGGUUAUUACGCCGGUCGCGUGGCUUCUUUGUGUACUGCCACUUCUUCAAGCAUGCUCGAGCACGGCGCGUUGGCACAGAAGUAGCCUUCCCGGAGCGACCCGAACACUGCUCAGCGCCCGCGUAUAGAUCAGGAUUAUCCAAACUUUUUGCUUUGUUUUAUUUCCCUCCUUCCCACAUUUUCUCCUGCUCGAGCAGCUCUCCGCCAACCCGCUGCAGCCUCGCGCUUUCCCGUUCGCCGCGCGUGGAUUGUAAAACUGCGCUCGGCUCUCCGUGCAGCUGCGCUUCGCGAAGGGGGAAACAUGGAUGUACGAUUUUAUCCGUCUACCGGGGGGAAUUCUAUACCGGGGGAUCCACAGAACAUGGAUUUCUCCCACUGUUUGGGCUACUACAACUACAACAAGUUCGGGAACAACAGCAGCUACAUGAACAUGGCAGACGCCAGCAGCUCUCUGUUCACAGGCGUUGACACGUUUCACACACCCAGUCUUGGCGACGAGGAGUUCGAGAUCCCUCCAAUCACCCCGCCGCCAGAGACGGAGUCUGGCCUGGGCCUCCAAGAGGCGGGCUCGCCCUUCCCUGGGCUGGCCGAGCACGCCAACCCGCCGCGGGGUCCCUUCACUCCCCAGUUCCCACCUCAGAGCCUGGACUUGCCCUCCAUAACCAUCUCCAGAAACCUGAUGGAGCAGGAGGGGGUGGGUAUCAGCAGUGGCCUCCCCAUGAGCAUUGGACAGUCCCAGCUACGCCAGUACCCUCCUAACCCUGCAAUGGUGAUGCGUUCAAUCAUCAACAUGAACAACCCCAAUGCUAUGAUGUCACGCAACCAGCUGACCACUAUCAACCAAUCGCAGCUGAGCGCUCAGCUAGGCCUCAACAUGACUGGACCAAAUAUCGCCCACACCUCCCCAUCCCCCCCUGCCAGCAAGUCGGCCACGCCUUCUCCCUCCAGCUCCAUAAAUGAGGACGAUCAGGACGACGGAACAAAGGUAUGCAUCGGUGAGAAGCGCCCAGCCCCGGAUGCUGGGAAGAAGCCCAAGACUCCCAAGAAGAAGAAGAAGAAAGACCCCAAUGAGCCUCAGAAGCCCGUGUCAGCGUACGCGCUGUUCUUCCGUGACACGCAGGCAGCCAUCAAAGGCCAGAACCCCAAUGCCACAUUCGGCGAGGUCUCCAAGAUAGUGGCGUCAAUGUGGGAUGGCCUCGGAGAGGAACAGAAGCAGGUUUACAAGAGCAAGACAGAAGCAGCCAAGAAGGAGUACCUCAAAGCCCUUGCUGCCUACCGUGCCAGCCUGGUGUCAAAGGCUGCGGCGGAGUCAGCCGAGGCCCAGACCAUGCGCUCUGUGCAGCAGACCCUAGCGUCCACCAGCCUGGCCCCCGCCCUGGUGCUCCCAUCACCCCUUUCCUCGGCCCUAUCCCAGCACCCUUCCAUGACGGCUGGCGCCCAGGUCCUCCAGCAGCCCCUACCCCGGGCCAUCGCGCCCAAGCCUCUGCAGAUGCGCCUGGGCAACAGCCAUGUCGUCACCUCCGUCACGGUCGCCCACCAGAACAUGCCGCCUGGCGUGGCCUCGCAGCUCCUGGGCCCGGGGGCGGGGCCGGGCGCCCCCGCCCAGAUGAGCCCGCCCAUGCAGCCGGCGCAUGCCUCAGCCAUGCAGCAGCAGCAGCAGCAGCAGCAGCAGCAGCAGCAGCAGCAGCACCACCAGCUGCAACAGCACCAGCUGCAACAGCACCAGCUGCACCACCAGCAGAUCCAGCAGCACAUGCAGCAGCAGCACUUCCAGCAGCACCUGCAGCAGCAGCUACAGCAGCACCACCUGCAGCAGUCGCAGCACAUGCAGCAGUCGCAGCACAUGCAGAUGCAGCACCUGCACAUGCAGCAGCACAUGCAGCAUUCCCAGUGCUCCCCCGUGCAGCACUCGCCCGGGACCCCCCACUCGGCGUCGCUCGGCAGCCCCCCUCUGCCACAGCCCACCCAGCCUCACCCCACCCAGAUCCAGGCGCAUGCCCAAGUCCUUUCACAAGUCAGCAUCUACUAAGCCUGAGUCCUGUGGCGUCAGUUUCAUACAAAAAAAAAAAGCACCAUUUGGAAGUUGCUUUUUUUUUUUUUUUUUUUUUCCCAAAGUUGCACUUAAGAAGUGUGUGAGAAAUAAGAAUGUUUUACAAAGAACUGUCCUUUGUUCUAGAUGGAUACGCAGACAAGUGUAACAAAGAAAGGAGGUGAAGAGUCUUGCCUGGAUUUUUUGUCUAUAAAAUAGACAGGACAAGAGAUGGCGUGCCUGGUUGUUGUUUUGUUUGUGUGCUUAACCCUUUUUGUUUAUCUUAAUCAUCAAAAACUAUUUCAGGGCACACUGAUGGUAGAAGAAGAGUUGAAUCAGUUACAUCAAAAGAUAAUUUUUUGUUUGUUUAUUUAACAUCAAAGCUUUAUUUGCGAGGUCACUGUCAUGUCUUAAUUCCCCAGCUUCUUGGUUUUGUUUCUAAAGAUCUCAAAGCAAAGAUUUUUGAUGGCUUUUCAUGAUCCAGAGGAUGGCGGAGUGGAACUAUUGUAACGAACUGCCAGGGGACUCCCUGGCACCCAGCUGCUGGUUCCUGCCCCUGCGGCCAGUGCGUCAGAACAUCGCCCUUCCUCCCUUCUUCAGACGCUCCUCUCUCUGCGUUCCUGAAGAUGAACCGCCACAGCCGCUCGGCCUCUCCGCCCGCCCUUCAAAGCCCCGUCAUGCCACAUCUCUGCUACCCUGCCUCAGCUUCAUCCACACCUGCUGGCAAAGGAACUUAAAGGAAACUUAAAGGAACUUUAAGGAACUUUAAGGGACUUAAGGGAACUUAAAGGAACUUAUCUGCCUUUCUGAAGUGAAGAGCAUGGCAUGCUGCCAUGGAGACAGUUUUGUCUUGCUCUCGAACCUGCUGUAUAAAGCUGAGGGAACUUCUCAUUUAAAGAUCCUCGAAAAACUCAUUGGCUCAAAUGUGUGUAUAAAUAGCACUCCAAAAACAAAAAACUAUGUAUUUGUCUUUACCUCAAAACUUUAAUGAAUUUAAAUUAUGUUUCUGUUAUGAUUGUUUUCAUUUUGUGUAAUAAAGGUUCAUAUUUUAAGGAUAUUUUAAGGAGAAAUUACAAAAUUCAGGCCAACGGUUUAAUGAUUAAUGUAUUUUUACACUAUUCCUUGAUAUCACAAACAUAUGUAAAGUGAGAAACUGAAAAAAAAUCUUAGCUGAGACAUUUUGCAGUGUGGAACCUAACCGAAAAGAUCUACGUAUUUUCUGACAGACAAAACAAAACAAAACAAAACAAAACAAGGUGACAAUGAGUAGAAAAAAAGAAGAAAAACAAACAAACAAAAAAAUGAGUGAAGAUGUACAAUUUUCAUAUCGCCUGUUGUAAAGUUUUCAGAAGCAAGGCUUUAAUUCUGGACUCAGUGAGCUGGCCUGCAGAGCAUAGUGCAUCUCAGCUGUUUUCUACUUUUUUAUGAGUUCCAAUAGCAGCAGUUCAUUUGUUUGUAUUUUUGCUUACAGAUCGAAUCCAUCUGCUUUUAAAAUCUGUUCAUAGAAUAAACACAUUUCAGUAGACUCGACUGUCUUUUGAACCAUUACUAGGCAUAUUAAUUUAAAAAAAAAGCUUUGUUCUUGCCAUCAAAAGAAAAAAAAAUUGAGAGACAUUCCACCAAUAAUAUGAUACUAGCCAUAAUUUUGUAUGAAGUAUUAUACUUCUGUGUGUCUCGGUGUUUGCAAUUAAAAUAACAAUCACAAAUAUUUAUUUAAAAAAAUGAUUCAUUUCAAAGAUUAUAUUAGCCAUACUUUUGUAUGAAAUAUUUCCUCAGUGUUUCCUUGUUAGUUAUUAAAGAUUCAAAAUAAAAGACAUCCCUACUUCAA